CCGGCAUUGUGCACGGAGCGCCGCCCCGCACGCCGCCCGCCCCGCCCCGCGCCGCACCUGUGCCGCACGCCCGCCCCACGCCCUGCGCCGCCCCUAAUCGGGCCCCAGCGACAGGCGCCGCGGCCAGUGUCUAGUGAGCGAACAGUGCCCGCACCGCGCCCUAUGGCCCACGGGCCGCCCCGCCGGGCCUGAUGGGCGGGACCGCCGUGCCCACGCCCGCGCUGGCCGCCCUGCUGCUGGCGGGCCUCCUCGCGGGCGUGGGCGGCCAGGACGACGCCUCGCAGGCCGCCCAGCCCGAGUGUGGCUGCGGCGGGAGCGUGGCCGCCGCCGCCGUGGCCGGGGCGCUGGUGGCGGUGGUCCUCGUGGCCCUCGCCUACUGCUGCUGCCGCCGCAGGGCAUCCCCGGCAGAAUCUAAGAGGGACGUAGAGGUCGGAAGAGGCGCCUAUGACAACCCACACUUUCAACACGAUGAUGGUACCACCGAGGCCCAACGCAGUGCCUCGGGACAAGGGGACGGUGCCACUCCUAAUGAUAAGUCCAUGUCAACGCUAGAGAAGCUGGUUCAUGCCGUUCGAACCACUGGCGGACGAAACGCUUCACCAAGACGAACCAGAGAUGACUCCCAGCUGGCGGAGGCGGCGGUGGUGGCGGUGCCGCUGCGGGGCCGUGACUUCACCGGGCUGGGCUUCAACAUCUACGGCAACAUGCGGGACGGCGUCUUCGUCAAGGACGUGCUGCACCGCGGCCCGGCCUCGGAGGGCGGCGCCAUCUCCCCUGGUGACCGCGUGCUGGGCCUGGCGGUGAGCACGGAGCACAUGGUGCACGAGGACGCCCUCACCAUCCUGAGCUACGCCUCGCCCUACCCGGUGCUGCUGCUGCUGGAGAAGGCCGCGCCGGGCACCGCCGCGCCGCGCCCGUCGCCCCACGUGGCCGGCCGCCCCGUGCACCCCUUCUACCGGAGCCAGAGCAUCGACGACUUGGCCAAGAUCGGCAAGGCUGACAUGUCGCGGGUCCGCGCCGCGCGUGUGUCCGGCGCUGUCUCCGGGCUGGACAUUUCCCGACCUGACCUAGUUGGGGGCCUGACCCUGGGGCCGUCCCGCCCUGUAGCGGCGCCUCGCACCACCACCGCCGCCGCCGCCGUGCAGCGCGAGGCGCCGGAGCGCCACUCUGAGCGUGCCAUAGACGUGCCCGGCGCACCCGCGCCCCGCACACGGGACGCGACGGACGCCGCCGAGAAGGCCGACGCGCGGCACAAGUUCGGAAUCAAGGUGCUGCCGGACCUGACGGGCCGCGGCGGCGUGGACCUGGAGGCCGGCGGCGGCGGCGUGGCGAUCGAGGUGGCGGCACCCACGCUGGCGGCGCCGCAGCUCAGCAUCGAGAAGGAGGCGCCGACCGCCCGGGUGGUCGCCGAGGCCCCCGAGGUGGAGGCGCGGCGGCCGGCGGGCGCCAAGUUCGGCAUCAAGCUGCCACAGGUGCAGGCCGGCGGCGGCCUGGGCCUGCAGGGCGGCAAGUUCUCGCACGAGCCCAAGACUGACGACGAGAAGCAGGAGGCCAAGGGCUCCCUGGGGCUGGGCCUCGGCCUGGAGGGGCGCGCGCGCGGCCGCGGCUCAGACUCGGACUCCGCCGAGGACCAGCCCGACGGCACGGCGCGGCCCCGCGGCCUCGACUUCUCCUUGGGCCUGAAGGGCCCCGACCACGACGACGGCCACACGGGCGCCUCGGACGAGGAGAAGGUCAAGUCCAAGCACACGGUGGGCCUGAGCCUCGAGGCCCCCGAGGUGGAGGCCGAUGUGCCGGGGUUGGACUUGAGCGUGAGGGGCCCCGAGGCCGACGCCAGGGGGGCUAAUGAGGGCGACAAGGGCGGCUUCAACCUUAAGUUCAAAAAGCCCGACCUGAGCCUGCCCGAGCUGGGCUGGGGCAAGGCCAAGGCUGGGGGCGGCGAGGCCUCGGCGGGGGCUGACGCUGAGCUGACCGUGCCGUCCGCUGACCUCAGGGCCGAGGCGGAGCUUGACCUGGACGGUCCCGACGCCGGCAAGAGCCACAAAGGGUUCGGGCUGGGCUUCAAGGGCCCGGACAUCAAACUGCCAAGCCUGGGCGUCAAGGGCGAUGCUGAGGGUACGAAGGGCGGGCAGCCGGGCCUGGAGGCGGGCGUGGCGGGGCCCGACGUGAAGCUGCCCUCCGUGGACGUGAGGCUGGGGGGGCAGGACGACAAGGAGAGGGCGUCGGACGAGGAGGACGGCGGCAAGAAGAAGAACAAGAAGGGCAAGAAAGGCUUCAGCUUCGGCUUCAAGACGCCGGACUUCAGCCUGCCCAGCAUGGGCCUGCGCGGCCGCGGCGAUGGCAGCGGCCCGGGCGAGGACAGCACCGACGACGAGGAAAAGAAGGCCAGGAAGGGCGCCAGGCAGGGCGUGGACCUCUCCCUGAAGGCCCCCGGCGUGGACAUUGACGGCCCCAAGAUCGACCUGAAGGCUCCCGAGGCCGAGCUGCGGGCGCCCAGGGUGGACGUGAAGGGCGGCCUCACGACGCCUGACCUCACCACCCACACGCCGGACGUCCACCUCCAGGCGGCCUCGCUGGGCCUUGACGCGCCGCGCCUCGACCUCCAGGGCCGCGCCGAGGCCGAGGCGAUCAACACAGACGUGACGCUUCCCUCCGCGGGCGUCUCGGUGGACCUUCCCGACGCCGAAGAAAACGUUGACUUGAAGCUCAAAGAAAAGGGCAAGAAGGGCUUCAGUUUUGGCUUCAAGGGCCCCGACGUGAGCCUUCCCAGCAUGAGCCUGAAGGGGAAGGGAAAAGGUGACAAGGAGGAGAAGGAAGAGUCGGAUAAUGAACACGACAGUGACAAGGAGAAGAAGAGCAGAAAGGGCUUCGGGUUUGGCUUCAAAGGCCCCGACAUCAACCUGCCCAGCAUGAGCCUCAAGGGGAAGGGGGAGAAGGAUGACAAGGACGACAAGGACGAGUCAGACGAUGACGACGAUGAAAAGAAGAAGAGCAAAAAGGGCUUCAGUUUUGGCUUCAAGGGCCCUGAUGUCAGCCUGCCCGGCGUGAGUGUGAAGGGGAAGGGGGAGAAGGAAGGAAAGGAAGAGGAAUCAGAAGAUGAGGAUGAUAAAGAGAAGAAGAGCAAAAAGGGCUUCAACUUUGGCUUCAAGGGCCCUGAUGUCAGCAUGCCCGGCGUGAGUGUUAAGGGGAAGGGCGGGAAGGAAGACACAGAGCUCUCAGACAGUGAAGACGAGGAAAAGAAGAAGAGCAAAAAGGGCUUCAGUUUUGGCUUCAAGGGCCCUGAUGUCAGCAUGCCCGGCGUGAGUCUGAAGGGGAAGGGCAAAGGUGAUAAAGAGGAGGAGGAAGAGAAGGGCACAGAUGAUGAGGAUGAUAAGGAAAAGAAGAGCAAAAAGGGCUUCAGUUUAGGCUUCAAGGGCCCUGAUGUCAACCUUCCCAGCGUGAGUCUGAAGGGGAAGGGCAAGGGUGAUAAGGAGGAAAAGGAAGAGUCGGAUAUUGAAGACAGUGACAGGGAAAAGAAGAGCAAAAAGGGCUUCGGGUUUGGCUUCAAAGGCCCCGACAUCAACCUCCCCAGCAUGAGUCUGAAGGCCAAGGGCGACCAAAAAGACAAAGAAGCCUCAGACUCAGACGAAGACAAUGAAAAGAAGGGUAAAAAAGGCUUCAGUUUUGGCCUCAGGGGUCCCGAUGUGAGUGUCCCCAGCGUGGACAUCAAGGGUAAGGGCGACAAUGAAGCCAAAGAAGAGAAGGAUGACUCAGACGACGAUGAGAAGAAGAGUAAAAAGGGCUUCGGCUUUGGCUUCAAGGGCCCUGAUGUCAGCCUUCCCAGCGUGAGUCUGAAGGGGAGGGAGAGAGGCGACAAGGGGAAAGAAGAAGAGGAAAGUGAUACUGAGGAUGAAAACAAGGAAAAGAAGAGUAAAAAGGGCUUCAGUUUCGGCUUCAAGGGCCCUGAUGUUAGCGUGCCCAGCGUGAGUCUGAAGGGGAAGAGUGAAAAAGAAGAUGGGAAAGAUAAAGAAAACUCAGACUCAGAAGAUGACGAUGCAAAGAAGAAGGGCAAAAAGGGCUUCAGUUUUGGCUUCAAGGGCCCUGAUGUUAGCGUGCCCAGCGUGAGUCUGAAGGGGAAGAGUGAAAAAGAAGAUAGGAAAGAUAAAGAAGACUCAGAAGAUGACGAUGAAAAGAAGAAGGGCAAAAAGGGCUUCAGUUUUGGCUUCAAGGGCCCUGAUGUCAGCCUUCCCAGCGUGAGUCUAAAGGGCAAAGGCGAACAAGAUGAUAAACAAGACAAGGAUGAGUCAGAUGAUGAUGAGGAGGAUGAAAAGAAGAAGGGCAAAAAGGGCUUCGGGUUUGGCUUCAAGGGCCCCGAUGUCAGCCUUCCCAGCGUGAGUCUGAAGGGGAAGGGCGAGAAGGAAGAGAAGGAGGAAUCAGACGACGACGAUGAGGAAAAGAAGAAGAGCAAAAAGGGCUUCAGUUUUGGCUUCAAGGGCCCCAACGUGAGCCUGCCCAGCGUGGAUGUCAAGGGCAGAGCAAAGGGCGAGAAGGAGAAGGAAGAAGCUGAAUCAGAAGACGAGGACGAGGAGAAGAAGAAGAGAAAGGGCUUUGGUUUUGGCUUCAAAGGCCCUGACAUGAGCUUGCCCAGCGUGGAUAUCAAGGGCAGAGCAAAGGGCGAGAAGGAGAAGGAAGAAGCUGAAUCAGAUGACGAUGAGGAAAAGAAGAAGAGCAAAAAGGGCUUCAGUUUUGGCUUCAAGGGCCCCGACGUGAGCCUGCCCAGCGUGGAUGUCAAGGGCAGAGCAAAGGGCGAGAAGGAGAAGGAAGAAGCUGAAUCAGAUGACGCAGACGAGGAGAAGAAGAAGAGAAAGGGCUUCGGUUUUGGCUUCAAGGGCCCCAACGUGAGCCUGCCCAGCGUGGAUGUCAAGGGCAGAGCAAAGGGCGAGAAGGAGAAGGAAGAAGCUGAAUCAGAAGACGAGGACGAGGAGAAGAAGAAGAGAAAGGGCUUUGGUUUUGGCUUCAAAGGCCCCAACGUGAGCCUGCCCAGCGUGGAUGUCAAGGGCAGAGCAAAGGGCGGGAAGGAGAAUGAAGAAGCUGAAUCAGAUGACGAUGAGGAAAAGAAGAAGAGCAAAAAGGGCUUCAGUUUUGGCUUCAAGGGCCCUGACUUGAGCCUGCCCAGCGUGGAUGUGAAGGGCAGAGCAAAGGGCGGGAAGGAGAAGGAAGAAGCUGAAUCAGAUGACGCAGACGAGGAGAAGAAGAAGAGAAAGGGCUUUGGGCUUGACUUCAAAGGCCCUGAGUUUAACCUGCCCAGCCUCAGCCUCAUGGGGAAGGAGGGGAAGAAGGAGGCGGAGGAGGAAGAUGAGUCAGGUGAUGAGAAGAAGGAAAAGACCAAACGAGGCUUCAGUUUGGGCCUCAAGGCUCCGGACGUAAGCCUCCCUAGCGUCACCCUGAGCCGAAGAGAGGAAGAGGAGGAGAAGGAGAAGAAGGAGAAGGAGAAGAAGGAAAAGGAGGAGAAGGACAAAUUAAAAAGUGGGUUCAACUUCGGCAUCACAACCCCUGACAUCAACCUCCCGAACUUGAGCUUGAGAGCAAAACAAAAGAAGGACGAUGACUCCGAUGAAGAAGCGAAAAGAAGAGGGCUGAGUUUAGGGCUGAAGGGGCCUGAUGUGUGUCUCCCGGGCUUUGGGCUUAUGGGUCAGGGCAAACAGGAAGCAGGAUUGGAUGUUAACGUUUCCCGACCUGAUUUUAAGAUGCCCGAAGUUACGACAUCCUCAGCAGGGAACAUCGGCGUUGAGGGUGACAUCAGAGCCAUCAACAUCCCAGAGAAAGAACUGUCACUCGGUCUUGAAGCUCCUGAGGUCAAGCUUCCUUCUGGCAAACUCGAGGCUUCUGUUGACCGUCCGCAAGGGAAGAUGGGACAAGUUGACCUGACCCUCCCGAAUGCAAGUCUGCCCAGCGUCAGUGUUAAGCGAGGUGACAGUCCCGAGGAGGAGGAGGAGAGGGAAAAGGUUAAAAAGGGCUUCGGUUUUGGCUUCAAGGGCCCAGAUGUCAGCCUUCCCAGUUUUAGCAUGAAGGGGAAGGGAAAAGGUGGUAAAGAGGAGGAGGAGGAAGACACAGAUGAUGAUGAUGAUAACGAAAAGAAGAGCAAAAAGGGCUUCAGCUUUGGCUUCAAGGGCCCUGAUGUCAACCUUCCCAGCGUGAGUCUGAAGGGGAAGGGAAAAGGAGAUAAAGAGGAGAAGGAAGAGUCGGAUAAUGAGGAAGACAGUGACAGGGAAAAGAAGGGCAAAAAGGGCUUCAGCUUUGGCUUCAAGGGCCCCGAUGUCAGCCUUCCCAGCGUGAGUCUGAAGGGGAAGAGUGAGAAAGAUGAUAGGAAAGAUAAAGAAGCCUCAGACUCAGAAGAUGACGAUGAAAAGAAGAAGAGCAAAAAGGGCUUCAGUUUCGGCUUCAAGGGCCCCGAUGUCAGCCUUCCCAGCGUGAGUCUGAAGGGGAAAGGCGAGAAGGAUGACAAGGAAGGAAAGGAAGAGGAAUCAGAAGAUGAGGAUGAUAAAGAGAAGAAGAGCAAAAAGGGCUUCGGGUUUGGCUUCAAGGGCCCUGAUGUCAGCAUGCCCAGCGUGAGUGUGAAGGGGAAGGGCGAGAAGGAAGGAAAGGAAGAGGAAUCAGAAUCAGAAGACGAAGAAAAGAAGAAGAGCAAGAAAGGCUUCAGUUUUGGCCUCAAAGGCCCUGACGUGAGCCUGCCCGGCGUGAGCCUGAAGGGGAAGGGCGAGAAGGAAGACAAGAAAGACAAAGGAGACUCAGACUCAGAAAAUGAAGACGAGGAAAAGAAGAGCAAAAAAGGCUUCGGGUUUGGCCUCAAAGGCCCUGACGUGAGCCUGCCCAGCGUGAGUGUGAAGGGCCAGGCGAAGAGUGACAAGGAGAAGGAGGACUCAGAUGAAGAUGAAGAUGAGGAAAAGAAGAAGGGCAAAAAGGGCUUCAGUUUUGGCUUCAAAGGCCCCGACGUGAGCCUGCCCAGCGUGAACAUAAAGGGCAGGACGAAGGGCGAGAAGGAGGAGAAGGAGGACUCAGAGGAGGAUGACGAGAGGAGCAAAAAGGGCUUUGGUCUGAGCCUGAAAGGUCCUGAGUUUGGGCUGCCCGGCCUGAGCCUGAAGGGCCGCGGGAAGGAGGGGGAGGAGGAGGAGGUCAGGGAGGCAGAGGAGGCCAAGGAGAACGAGAAGAACAAGCGAGGCUUCAGCCUGGGCCUCAAGGGCCCGGACGUGACCAUGCCGAGCCUGAAGCUCAAGGGAGAGAAGGAGGCGCGGGUGGGCUUGGCCGUGGAGGGGCCCGAGGCGCACCUGUCCGCCCUCAGCCUGCGGACGCAGCCCGCCGCCGAGGCGGACGACGAGAAGGCGCGGCGAGGCCUGGCGUGGGGCGUGUCCGGCUCCAGGGUGGCGGCUGGCCUGCGGGAGGACCACGGGAACGAGACGGACGAGGAGAAGGACAAGGGCGCCAAGAAAGGCCUCGUCUUCGGCAUGAAGGCGCCGGACUUGAGCCUGCCGAGCGUCAGCCUGCGAAACAACGGCGAGGAGGGCGGCCCCGGCAAGGCCAAGGCCAGCCUGGGCCUGGGCCUGAAGGGGCCGGAGGUGACGCCGCCCGGCCUCAGCCUGAGGGCCCGCGCCGACCCCCCCGAGCGAGGCCGCGACAGCGAGGACGAGGCCGGCGGCGGCGGACGAGGCCUCGGCGUGAGCGUGGCGGCGCCGCGGCUCAGCCUGGCUCACCGGCUGGAGGCGGCCGCGGCGGACCUGAGCCUCGAGGGCCAGGACGCCGAGCUGGAGUGUGACCUGCCCGAGGCUGACAUUGACCUCAAGAAGGCCAAGAUCGACCUCCCCGAAGUUGACCUCCAGGCGGGCGUUCUGGAGGGCGAGGCCUCCGCGCGGGCCUCCGGCGUGGAGACAGAGAGCUCGCGCCUCUCGCCGGGCUUCGGCAUGGCCUUCGGCUUCAAGGGCUUCAAGAAGCACAUCGGCCUCGACGCGCGCGACGCCAGCCUGCCGGAAGUGGAGGCGGCGGCGGAGGGCCUGAAGCCGGGCGUGGAGGUAUCGGUGGAGGCGCCCACGCCCGCCGCCAGGGCGUCCCUGGAGGCCAAGGCGUCGGGCGUUACCGCCGUCGAGGUGCCGAUCAAGGUGAAGGCGACGGCGCCCGCCAUCCCCGCGGCAGCGCUGGAGGUGGAGGCCGAGAAGGCCAAGGCCAAGGCCAAGGCCAGGGACGACGAGGACGACGAGAAGGCCAAGGUGAAGCACAAGUUCGGCCUCGGCUUCGGGUUCCGGCGGUCCUCGGACAGCGAGGAGGACGCGCGGGAGCCCACGUCCCUGACGCCGGACCCGGACCGCGGCGCCGCGCGGGACGACAAGAAGAAGGGCCGCGGCAAGAUGAGCUUCGGCUUCCGCGGGUUCUCGCGCUCCUCCGACACCGAGGAGGAGCACCACCCGCCCGAGCGGCCGCCGGAGGAGGCCGAGGACGAACGGGCGCGGCCCCGCGUCAAGGGCGGCCUCAGCUUCGGCUUCAAGGGGCGGGGCGGCCGCAGCUCAGACUCCGAGGACAGCAUCGACCACCAGCAGCAGCAGCAGCACGGCCGCGUGGACACCGAUCCCCAGGCCGAGGCGGCGCCCGCCAAGCACAAGGUCAAGCCCAGCCGCAGCUUCGGCUUCAAGAGCAAGAGCAAGAGCUACGACAUGGAGGGCGGCGAGGCCGAGGCCGACCUGCCGCGUCGGGAGGCCGAGGCCGAGGAGGAGGUGAAGGUCAAGACGAAGUCUAGCCUCAACUUUGGGCUGCGAGGCUUCGGCAAGACGGAGGCCAAGUACGAGCUGAAGAGCGACUCCGAGGCCGGCGAGGCCGACGAGGCCGCCGCGCGCGCCCGCCAGCAGCAGCAGCAGCAGAAGGGCCGCGGCUUCGCCUUCCGCAGCCGCAGCGGCCGCAGCACCUCGGACUCUGAAGGCCCCGAGACGGAGGAGCGCGUGGAGCUGGACACGCGCGGGGCCGAGGACAAGACGAAGGAGAGCAAGAGCAAGGGCCUGAGGCUGGGCUUCAAGGGCUUCAAGAACCUGAAGGGCAAGAUCCAGACGGAGAUCAACCGCAUGCGGCACGAUAGCCACUCCAGCGAGGACGAGGCCGUGCGCGACACCCCCGACCCCGAGGCCGCCGAGGCCAAGCGGAAGAAGAACCCCAAGAAGAAGAAGGACAAGGAGAAGAAGGCCAAGAAGGAGGACGAGGACGCCCACAACACGUCCGAGGAGACCGCCAUGGCGCUGGCCGCCGCCGCCGCCGCCAAGGACAACCGCAGGAAGCGGCCGGAGAAGGCCGUCCGCUCCUCCUCCCCGUCCUCCUCCUCCUCCAGCUCGUCCUCCAGCUCCGACGAGGACGACGAGCACCGGCCGGAGGGGAAGAAGAGGAAGCGGGGCCGCAGUCGGGGCCGCGCCGUGGCCACGGGCGUGACGGAGGUGAUGGUGACGGAGCAGCCCGUGGACGUGGAGGUGGUGGAGGUGGUGGAGGCCACGACGCGCCGCGUGGACGUGGCCAUGCCGCGCCUCCAGCAGAUCGACGUGGACUCCGCGCCCUACAAGCGGCGCGCCCCGCAGCCCCCCGCCACCGAGGCCGCCGCCGCUGUGACCCCCGCCAGCGUGGUGGUGAGGGCGGUGCAGCUCAAGAGCGCCGCGCCGCCGCCGCCGCGCGAGGGCAACGUGGAGGAGCGCGUGGAGGUGGUGGAGGUGGUGGAGCGCACGGUGGUGACGCGCCGUGUGCAAUCGCCGCCCGUGCUGCCCGACGCGGCCUCGCUGGCCUCGGACAGUGACGGGGAGCGGGAGGUGGUGCGCGGCGCCGCCCUCGUCGCCUCCACGCCCAAGCGGCCCACGGACUCCGAGGAGAUGAAGCGCAAGGCGGCCUCGCUGGGCGACCUGUCCCGCCUGCAGGCCGAGCCUGACCCCGUCAGCCUGCUGCUGGAGCGCGCCGUGUCCCUGGACCUGACGCGCACGCCCGCGCACCAGCCCGCCCUGCACCGCCCGCACCGCCUCACGCUGCCCGACUCCUCCGCCACCUCCAUCGAGGAGGAGGGCGGCGGCGCGGGGCUGCGCGAGGGCGGCGGCGCCGGGAUGCGGCGCGCCGAGCAGUGGGGCACCCUGGAGCAGGCGCUGCUGUUCCGGCGCGUCAGCGAGUCCAGCCUGGCUGAGGCCGUGUCGCCGCGCGUGUCCCGCCUUGGCGGGGACGCCGACGGCCACCACGAGGGCGAGUCCGUGUCCCACAUCGAGAUCAGCGGCUUGACCUCCGUGACGGACGUGUCCAGCCAGUGGGUGACGGCCAGCGAGUCCUUGGCCAGCGGCGUCACGCUGAGCCACAACGCCAGGGGCGAGGAGCUCGACGACCCGCCGGCCCUGCCCGCCACGCCGCCGCCCGCGACGGGCGGCACGACCAUCACGCUGCUGGACGGCGACGCCACCAUCACCGAGGCGCUGCAGCCAACCCGCGCCGAGGAGCACGUGGUGGUGGUGCAGGGGCGCGGCGCCCCCGCCGAGGAGCGGCACCUUGUGAGCAGCUUCAGCGUGCAGCUGCGGCAGGCGGGCAUCCCCCCGCGGCCUGUGGCCAGCAGCAGCUGCAGCAGCAGCCGCAGCAGCCUGAGCAGCGACAGCGAGCUGGAGGGCGGCGCCGUGGGCGAGGGCGUCACGGUGACGGUGUCGCCGCAGCUCAGCAGUCUGGACGUGGGCGGCGGCAGCCCGCCCGCCUCCUCCCCGUCCGUGCCACCGCCCGUGCCGCCCAAGCCCCGCCCCCGCACCGCCUCGCCGCCCAAGGUGGCGGUGUCGCGCCACGAGGCGGCGCUGGUCACGGUGCGGGAGAACGGCGCCGUGGUGGUGAGCACCGAGGGCGGCGGUGUGGGCGUGGUAGAGGGCGGCGCGGCGGACACCGUCACCAUCGACACGGUGGAGGUGGGCGGCGACACCAUCCUGCUGACCGGCGGCGAGAACGGCGGCGGCGGCGGCGGGCUGUCCCCCACCCUGGUGCUGGAGCGCGCCGCGCUGCCGCAGAAGUCCCUGACGCAGAUCACGGUGGACGGCGGCCGCUACAUCCUCAACGAGGGCGGCCUCAGCCAGACGCUCAUCAUCUCCACGCCCUCACGCCUCCAGGCCUCACCCCCGGGCCCCGACUCGCCCCCGCCCACUCUGCAGCCCCCGCAGUAGCCCCCCCCACCACGCCGCCCAGCGCCUCGCCGCGUGUGGGCGGCAGGCUCAGCAUUUAUGGACCCCCCCUGUGGUUCCCCCUCGGCCCCCCGCGCUCCCCUUUCCUCUCCUCUCUAGAAGUGUUCAAAGUUUAUACUUUUUAUACCUUACACUCCCGCCGCCGCCGCCGCCGUGCGUGGGCGUCCGCGCGCCGCCCCGCGAACAGUUGUUAGUAUUUUUAUAUUUUAUCUUUGUAUAUUGGUUGACGGUGUUUGGUGUACCUUGUGUAUUUAAUAGUCCAAGUCUAUAUUUGGGUGUAUAUAAGAUGUACUAAUAAUAGCGUAGCCACCUUGUGUAAGCGUAACAACGAGUCGACCUAACACUGGGCCGUCCUGGGCGGCGGCGCGGCGGCGGCGGCGGCGGGCGGCUCUCUUGGUCAUCUUGCAGGUCAACAGCACCACACAGUGACACACACACACACACACACACACACACACACACACACACACACACACACCAGCGGGCCACCCCAGCCUGGUGCCGAGCCGCCGGGCCUUGAGACUCGUGCCUUACAACCCGCGCCACACAGCCCGCCCCGCCUGGACCUGUAGCCUCCGCGCUCCCCGCCCCGUCCUCUUCUGCAGGGUCAGUGUUUGGGACCUCCGGCUAUUCGAUCCCCCCCUCUCCCCACCUACACACACACACACACACACACACACACGCGCGCGGUAGGUCAGUCACGCCGUCCGUCCGUCCGUCCGCCCGUCCGCGCCCCGCCCUGUGAUACGGUUCUUCGCAGCGCUCAAGUGCCAUUAGCAAUAGAUCACUAAAGAAGAGAACACGACGAAAACGAUGUAGUAGAGACCGCGCGUCACUUAGAAACCCCGACCCAGUAAUAUCUCCCCCUUCACUUAAUACCCUUUCCUUCCUUUCCCUCCCUCAUGUCUUUAACUUAGGCACUGAAAAACGUUCGUAAGAGGACCCACAAACGUUUGACAAUGCGAGUGUUUGUUACUUCUGACCUUCCUUCCUUCCCGCCUUCCUUCCUUCCCGCCUUCCUCCCUUCCCGCCUUCCUUCCUUCCCGCCUUCCUCCCUUCCCGCCUUCCUCCCUUCCCGCCUUCCUUCCUUCCCGCCUUCCUCCAGCCCUCCCCUUCCCGUCCCUUCAGUAUUAAACCCUUUUCUCAUCUUUAUGUUCAAAAUGAUUAACCUUCGCUGUGAUACCUUCAAACGAUUGUACGAAAGCUCAAAGGUAGUCGAUGUUGGACGAAGAAUAAGUAGUAGAUGUUGUAGUGUUUUCAUAUUAGCGAACGAAACAGCGUAAAUAACGAAAGUAGAUGCUGGAGAAAGAUGUAAGUAGAUGCUAUAGGUACAUAAACACAUUUUUUUAUAUUAGAGAACGAAAGGAAAACGGUAAAUAAUGAGUACUUCUUGAUUUUUAUAUAUUUUACGCGUUUUACCUCAAUAUUUUUCGAUCUGAAUUUACAUAUAUAUUUUUUUCCUUCGUAUAUGUCGAAUUUAUUUUGCGUAUCUUAUUCAGUAUACUAAAAAAUGUUGACAAUUUAACUUUUUACAUUUAACACAUUUGUUUUUUUCGUCAAUUUCCGUUUUUUCUGCGUAUAUUAAGUUUAUUUUGCGUAUUUUAUUCAGAAUCCCCCAAAAGGUUGAUAAUUUAACUUUUUGACAUUUUACGCAUUUGUGUUUUUCGCCAAUUUCCGCUUUUUUUCUGCGUAUAUCAAAUUUAUUUUCCAUAUAUUAUUCAGAACACAAAAAAGGUUGACAAUUUUAACUUUUUUAAUUAUAUGUAUUUGGCAUUUCGUUUUUAUUGCUUUUUCGUCUAAAUUUCCGUUUUUUUUUCGUUUAUAUGAAGUUUAUUUUGCAUAUUUUAUUCAGAACCCAAAAAAGGUUGACAAUUUAACUUAUUUGAUCAUGUAUUUUACGCGUUUUAUUUAUUUUUUUGAAAUUCCUAUACUUUUUAGAGUAUGUCAGAUUUACUUAGUAUAUUUUAUUUUGAACAAAAGGUCUGCAAUUUGACUUCCAGAAUCAUAUAAUUUUUUUUUAGUCAAAUUCUCUUGUUUUAUUUUCGUUUUUGCUAGAUUUAUUUCGCGUAUUUACCAUUACAAUUUAACUUCCCGAAUCAUAUAUUUUACGCGCUUUUUAAAACAAUUUCUCGUAUAUAAAAAAAAAACUUAAAUUCCAGAUGUACUUUGCAUAUAUACCGUUUACAAUUUAACUUCCCGAAUCAUAUAUUUUACGCGCUUUUUACAACAAUUUCUCGUCAACAUAAAAAAAAUUCCUCGAUUCCAGAUGUAUUACGCAUAUUUAAAUCAAUCAAUCACCACUUACAAUCUAUCUUCCAGAAUCAUAUAGUUUACGCGCUUUUUACAACAAUUUCUCGUCUAUAUAAAAAAAGUUCUUCGAUUCUCACGUCUAUAGUUUUCGCCAUAGUCCUUAUUGUAGCAGAUUAUUCUUGUAUUUUCGGUGCAGACUCGAACGCACCAUCAUCGCAAUCAUCAGCAAAGGUUGUCCGAGGCAGUAUUCUUGCAGGGGAACACAGGUAACACAAGCUUUAAUUAAACAAAAAAAAAAUACCUUCUUUUUAAUAAUUAUCAAUGACUUCCAUAAGCAAACAUAUCAACCCGACCCCGAGUGUGUUUUCAACGGGACCAAGUGAAGCUUUACACGCACAGGAACUGGUGUUUUUUGGGUGUUUUUUGGUGUUUUUUUAAGUUUUGUUUCGCUUUUUUUUUCGAUUUUCCAAUUUUGUUAUUUUUUUAUAUUUUGUCAUGCCAGAAAAACCAACUCGUCUUUUUUACAUUAUUUGGGUUUUUAUUUCGUUGUUUUUUUACGGUUUUCUGUUUUAUUAUUGUCAGGAAAAUGUAAAUCAACUUGCCUUUUUUUUAUUUUUUAGUUUGUCUUCGUUUUUUUCCGUUUUCUGUUUUAUUAUUAGUCAGAAUAUGCAUCCAAAUUUGUCUUUUUUUAAUAUUCUUUGUCUAGUUUCAUUUUAUCUAUUUUUGGUUUUCUACUGUAUAUUUUUUUUGUCCUACGGAAAUUCAUAUCAAACUGUCUUUAUUUUUUGUAAUGUAUUCGUUUUUUCAAUUCUCCAUUCUAUUAAUUUUUUAGUCAUACGAAAAUUCACACAAAUACGUCUUCUCAAUAUUUAUUUUUGAGUUUCAUUUCGUCUUUUUCCAAUUUUUAGGUCACACAAACUUGUCUACUUUUAUAAUCAUUGUUCGUCUAAUGAUAUUCAGAUUUUUAGGUUUUUCAUUUAUAUUUAAUCAUACAAACUUGUGUUCUUGGAUACAUUUUUUGAGUAUUUUAUUUUUUGUCCGUUUUUUUCCAUAUUUUUCGUCAUAUUUUUCACGGGUGGUUCUCAAAGCUAACACCGGGCAGAUGGCGCCGCUGUCUAUCGUCCUUUCCCUCUGUAACAAGCCACUUAACCCCAGACAGAAGGAUUGAUAACAGGGAACCGUCUUUAUCAUUAGCUUCCAGAGUCACCCAACGGCCUGAAUAUUUAGUUAUCUCGAAGGAAUUGUUUAGUAAUCCCUGACGCCCCGAGAGACAGCGUUCAAGAAGGAUUGGAGAGUUUUUACUUAAGCCAUUCCACGUUAAUUAUCAAUAUAGGUGCUGACUAACAUUUGUCGUAUAGAUAUAUAUAAAUAGAUAUGUAUGUAUGUAUUAAGUUUACUGUUAUUUCUGUAUCUGUUUAUCUCCUUCCUCCUCCUUCUCUUUCUUCUUCUCUAUUUUCUUUUUCCAGUGUUUUUCUUUCUAUAAUGUCUAUAUAUAUAAAGGAGUGAACCCAAUACAAAAUCUCGGUUGUGUAGUAUUUUUAAUUAAUGCACUAUGCUUAACUUUAUUUUCCCCCCUCUGUAAUAAAGUUAUCAAGAUA
Molecule: messenger RNA, 15037 nt
Organism: Eriocheir sinensis (Chinese mitten crab)
Lineage: Eukaryota; Metazoa; Arthropoda; Malacostraca; Decapoda; Varunidae
Product: neuroblast differentiation-associated protein AHNAK-like
Exons: 7
Coding region: 192-11171 (3659 amino acids)
Biological process (GO): regulation of RNA splicing
Cellular component (GO): nucleus; cytoplasm
Molecular function (GO): protein binding
Source: RefSeq, a predicted model, not a curated record